AUGCCCGCGCCGAGCGAACUCGCCAUCGCGACCAAGGCGGUCGAGCGCCUCACCAAGGAGGAGCGCUACUACCAGUCCGAGCUGGUCAGGCAGCAGGAGCGCGUGCAGAAGCUCGAGGAGGAGAUCAAGAAGGGCGGCGCGGACCUCGACCCCAACGCCGAGUUCAUCCUGCGACAGGAGAAACAAGCAGCAGAUGAGACCGUCGCCAUCUUCACUCCGCUCAAAGAGCGCACCGAGGCGGCAGUGACCAAGCUGGAGGAGCAGUUGGCGAUGAGCGAGAGCAGCGGAUCGGCCGCCGACGAUGAGCUCACGGCCGCGAGGGAGGCCCUGAAGAAGGGACAGCAAGCGGUCCAGAAGGAUAAGGAGGAGUCAUAA
Molecule: messenger RNA, 375 nt
Organism: Thyridium curvatum
Lineage: Eukaryota; Fungi; Ascomycota; Sordariomycetes; Thyridiales; Thyridiaceae
Exons: 2
Coding region: 1-375 (124 amino acids)
Biological process (GO): post-chaperonin tubulin folding pathway; tubulin complex assembly
Cellular component (GO): cytosol; microtubule cytoskeleton
Molecular function (GO): beta-tubulin binding
Source: RefSeq, a predicted model, not a curated record